AUGGGGGGCGCCGAGGGGGAACGCGAGCAGGCUGGGGUGAAAACUUUUGGCCUGAUCGGAAGCGGCAACCAGGACAACCUGAGUAUGUACAUGGAGUUAGUGGACGGCAUCUUUUUGAACCAAAUCAUGUUGCAAAUAGAUCCCAGGCCGACGAACCCACGCAUCAAUAAGCACGUCAACAACGACGUCAACCUUCGCAUUCAGAACCUGACCAUCCUGGUGAGAAACAUUAAGACCUACUACCAG
Messenger RNA from Galeopterus variegatus (Sunda flying lemur), 246 nucleotides. RefSeq names its product protein Daple-like. The annotation marks the transcript as partial. The transcript is spliced from 3 exons. NCBI's taxonomy places the organism in Eukaryota, Metazoa, Chordata, Mammalia, Dermoptera, Cynocephalidae. Gene Ontology annotation, biological process: cytoskeleton-dependent intracellular transport; cytoplasmic microtubule organization. Gene Ontology annotation, molecular function: dynein light intermediate chain binding; microtubule binding. The record is from RefSeq and is a predicted model, not a curated record. Gene Ontology annotation, cellular component: cytoplasm; centrosome.